AUGGUGAAGAAGCCAAAUACGCCCGAGGGCGACAAACCUUCGUCCUCUCGGAUUCCCAGAAAGCUCACUUCAACGAUCAGCCAUGCAGAACUGAAGUUUCCGAUAUGGGGGCAAUCGUGGCAGUCGUCUACUCCACAGGCUAGUACGUCUAGUUCUGGUGUUUUCCAUCAACAUGGGCUGGAGAGCGAGGGCACCGAAUCGUCGUCUCAGUCUACGGCGACUCGCAGCCGCGGCCGCGGACGUGGAUCCAGGGGUAGGGCGAGACGAUCGAGUCGUAGUCCAUACGCUCGGACGGGGCGCCCCCGUCAUGAGUCACAACGAACACGAGCUGACAGUCAAAUUGAAGAGGCGAUCCCGAGCACCAGCGGUGCUCCAUCCCUCACAGUAGCAGAUGCUGCACCUUCUCACGUCCAAAGUCCAUCAUCUACACCAGGACUUUUGUCGCCAUCAGCACCAACCAAUGUAUUGGAUUCCGUGCAUGGGACCGACGUUCCUGCUUACUCAGGGUCUAACUCUGGCAUGUGGCCCGCUUAUCCCCAAUCUAUGCCAGUUGCUGGUCACUGGCAGCAUUCUGCAGGCUACAACGUUCCUCCUGCAUAUCCCGGCGUACCUGGAGAGACGAGGCCGUUGUAUGGCGAGCCGUUGCACUACCCUGCAUCUGGACCAUUGUAUCACCACCCUGGGCUUGGCGCGGCGCCACAGGUCAACCACACGGAAUGGCCGACCUCAGUGCCAAGCGGUGGUUCUAUGAGAGCAUACUAUCCAGGCGCGAUGUACGACAGCCAGGUGGCCCACCCAUCUCAACAGAUGUAUCCUGUUCCUUCUUCGAGCCAAGAGCCCUCCUCGUUCGCUGUCGACCCUAAUGAGCUGCGUUGGGGCCACACUGAUAGUCCAGUCCCCAACCCGUCGACGUUCCCCUACCAUCAUCAAGGUGGACUUGAUCCUAACCUGUCUGGCCCACCGCCAACCUUCCCAAACACGUUCCAAGAAGCUAAGCAGUUGACAUUCCCCCACCAUCAUCAAGGCGGGCUUGAUCCUAAUCUGUCUAACCCACGGUCAACCUACCCAGGCCUGUCUCAAGAAGCCGAGCAAUAUGAGCCGGAGCCUGAGGCAACGGAGGAGACCGGAGGAUACGAUCCGCACAACUGGGACUACCCGUAUUCGGUUCCUCAGGACGGUGGGGAUAGGCAUUGGUAA
Molecule: messenger RNA, 1197 nt
Organism: Fibroporia radiculosa
Lineage: Eukaryota; Fungi; Basidiomycota; Agaricomycetes; Polyporales; Fibroporiaceae
Exons: 4
Coding region: 1-1197 (398 amino acids)
Source: RefSeq, a predicted model, not a curated record